UUUUCCCCAUUUUCACUUCACUAUCAGCUUCACUCCGUCUCUCUCUACUUUCUCACUCUUUCUCUCUACGAAAACUCUGAAAACGCAUAAGAAAGAGAUCUAUUUGCACACACACACACACAGAUUCAAUUUUUCUGCCCUCAGGAAAAAAAGCAUUUUGGCAAAGUUCAAGAUCAAGAACCGAAAGUGAGAAAAAGCUGUAUUCUUUCCCUUUUUCUUCUUUCUUCUUGUUAAAGCUUACAACUGUUGAUAACAAGGAUGGUGGACGUCGACCGGAGGAUGACCGGUCUCAAUCCGGCUCAUGUUGCCGGCCUUCGCCGCCUCUCUGCACGGGCAGCCGCAUCAGCACCUUCCACGCCUCUCCCGCCGCGCAACAGUCUGUUCUCCUUCACUUCCCUGGCGGACAAAGUGAUUUCCCACUUAAAAAGCUCGGGUAUCCCAGUCCAGCCGGGACUGACUGAAUCGGAGUUCGCCGUAGCUGAGGCUGAGUUCGGGUUUGCUUUCCCUCCGGAUUUGAAAGCUGUACUGUCAGCUGGAUUGCCUCUAGGAGCCGGCUUCCCUGAUUGGCGUUCAUCUGGGUCGGCGCGCCUCCACCUCCGCGCCUCCAUUGACCUCCCCAUUGCUUCCAUUUCCUUCCACAUAGCUCGCAAUGCUCUCUGGUCAAAAUCCUGGGGACCACGGCCAUCCGAUCCGGAAAAGGCCCUGAAAAUAGCCCGGAACGCUCUGAAACGGGCCCCGCUUUUGAUACCCGUUUUCAACCAUUGUUAUAUCCCUUGCAACCCUUGUUUGGCUGGAAACCCUAUUUUCUACGUGGAUGAAAAUAGGAUUUUCUGUUGUGGGUUCGAUUUAUCCGACUUUUUUGAUCGUGAGUCCACCCUUUUCCAUCGAAACCCGGAUCCGAGUAUUCUCUCCAAGCAACGCUCCAUCAGUGAAAAAUCAGCUGGGUCAUCAACCAAUUUUUCACGCAGGAGCUUAGAUACCGUUACCGGCGGACGAACGCCGCGAUGGGUGGAGUUCUGGAGCGACGCAGCCGUGGAUCGUCGUAGAAGGAAUUCAAAUUCGUCAUCAUCGUGCUCAUCAUCACCGGACAGGUAUAUCGACAUGCCAAGAUCCGAAAUGCCUAAAUGGGUGAACGACUAUGUAAGCCAAAUCGGAUCGGUUCUGAGGGAAGGGGGUUGGGCAGAAUCCGACGUCUCGGAGAUUGUUCAAGUAUCAGCAUCCGGGUUCUUCGAGGGCGAGAUGGUGAUGCUGGACAACCAAGCGGUGCUGGACGCGCUGCUACUGAAAGCGGAUCGGUUGUCAGAUAUUCUCCGUAAAGCGGGAUGGAGCUCCGAAGAGGUUUCGGAUGCGUUGGGGUUUGAUUUCCGACGGGAGAAGGAAAAGAAACCGGUUAAGAAGCUGUCGCCUGAGUUGGCGGAGAGAAUCGGGAAACUGGCGGAGUCGGUAAACCGGUCAUCAUCCGCAUCAUCGUCAUCAUCAUAGUUUGGCAACCGGCAACCGGCAAACAUCGAGAUUCUUUAAGCUUUUGUUUUUAUCUUUUUUCAGUUUCCCCAAGCCUCGGGUUUGCUUUUUGCCUCAUUCGAGGUACAAACUUUGGUUUAGGAACUCGGAAAAGAAACACGGUUUUGAUGUUGUACUGCGGAAAAAAGGCAAAAAACAAAAACAAAAAAUGGUAUAGAAAUGCUCAAACACAAACGGAAAAGAUUUACUAUACUUGUAAUGUAAUGAAGAAUAUAAUUCAGAUUUUUAUUUUUUGUCAUUUGCCCCUAA
Molecule: messenger RNA, 1770 nt
Organism: Sesamum indicum (sesame)
Lineage: Eukaryota; Viridiplantae; Streptophyta; Magnoliopsida; Lamiales; Pedaliaceae
Source: RefSeq, a predicted model, not a curated record